CGCCCGCCCGCGCCGCCCCUCCUCAGCCGGGAGGCGCCCGCCCGCACCGCCCACCCGCCCUCUCCCCGCCCGGCAGCCUCACAGAAAGUUUUUCUCGUCGGAGGGACCGGAGCCGCCGCGGGCCUUUCGGAAGGGAAGGUGGACAGAAAAGGAGGCGAUCGACGCGCGGGCCCGGCGAGUGCAUGGUGCCCGGUGCCUCUGCUGCCAGUCAGGAGGACAUUGGGGCGGGGUCCGGCUGAGCCUACCUCCUUCUUCCCCCUGCCUCGCCAGAAAUCGCCCUCCCGGACUGCCGCGGGGGUCCCCGCUCCUCAGCCCGCCAUGUCCCGGCUGCUGCCGCUGCUGAGGAGCCGGACCGCGCGCAGCCUGAGGCCCGGCCCGGCCGCCGCCGCCGCCGCCGCGCCCCGCCCGCCGUCCUGGUGCUGCUGCGGGCGGGGGCUGCUGGCGCUCGCGGCCCCUGGCGGCUUCCGAGGGCUGGGCACCCACCCCAAGAAGGAGCCCAUAGAGGCGCUGAACACGGCGCAGGGCGCGCGCGACUUCAUUUACAGCCUGCACUCCACCGAGCGGAGCUGCCUGCUCAAGGAGCUGCACCGCUUCGAGUCCAUUGCCAUCGCCCAAGAAAAGUUGGAAGCUCCACCACCCACCCCAGGACAGCUGAGAUAUGUAUUCAUCCACAAUGCGAUACCUUUCAUAGGGUUUGGCUUUUUGGAUAAUGCAAUUAUGAUUGUUGCAGGAACCCAUAUUGAGAUGUCUAUUGGAAUUAUUUUGGGAAUUUCAACUAUGGCAGCUGCUGCUUUGGGAAAUCUUGUGUCAGAUUUAGCUGGACUUGGACUUGCAGGCUAUGUUGAAGCUUUGGCUUCCAGAUUAGGCCUGUCAAUUCCUGACCUUACACCAAAACAAGUGGACAUGUGGCAAACACGUGUUAGUACACAUUUUGGCAAAGCUGUUGGGGUGACUAUUGGCUGCAUUCUAGGAAUGUUUCCUUUGCUUUUCUUUGGAGGAGGUGAAGAAGAUGAAAAACUGGAAAAGAAAAAUUAACCCUCUUAGAGUAUCUAUAAAAAAAUGUAAACUAAUGUACCUCAAUUACUAAAUAUGCUGUCACAACAUUUAGGAAUUAAGACAAUAACAGUGCAUAGAUAUGGGAUCAAAUAAUUCAGCAUGUAUUAUGGAAAACACUAACUUAUUGUGGCUUGGUUUUCUUAGGACAUCUUUUUAAAAAACGUUUAGUAUCCAUUUUGUGUAAAUUGUUGAAAUGCUUUUUCAUCAGUGGCAGUCAACAUUUUACCUUUUUCUUUUCUUUAUAUAUCAAAAUAUCAUUUAAGUAUCAGUCAUUGACGUACUGUACUGAGUUGGGGUUUGCGUAUUUGUUACUUUAUGUGUGUGCAUGCAUGAAAGGAUCUGUCUUCGCUGUUGUUCUGUAGUUACAACUCAGCCUUGAGAUUUUUGCCACAUUACUUAAGGUGUUUAAUAUAAGUUAAAGGUUUUUUUUUUUUUACUCUAUUUGGCAACAUCAACUUUGUACUCUUUUACAUUGAACAUUUACAAUCAUA
Odobenus rosmarus divergens (Pacific walrus) is the source of this 1547-nucleotide messenger RNA. RefSeq names its product transmembrane protein 65 (gene TMEM65). Gene Ontology annotation, biological process: cardiac ventricle development; regulation of cardiac conduction. Gene Ontology annotation, cellular component: mitochondrion. Lineage: Eukaryota; Metazoa; Chordata; Mammalia; Carnivora; Odobenidae. The coding region runs from base 319 to 1035 and encodes 238 amino acids. The record is from RefSeq and is a predicted model, not a curated record. The transcript has 7 exons.